AGGGACAGAGACAGGAUUUAAAGGGGCCUCUCUCCUCUCGUCUCUCGUCGUUCCGGUCUCUGAAAUCUCGGCCCCAACUAACAGAAUUUCGCUUUCGUUUCUCCGACAGAUCGGGCCGUAACGCCCCCGGUCUCUCCGUCGUAUGUUUGUACGUUGACAUAUAUCCGAUCUCGGAGCUCUGAGAUUUCUCUGGUCUCCGAAGGUCUCUGCCGCAUUUCAGAAUCCUAUGAGUCCUCCUCAGCACUGUGCCCAGGGUUGAUCUUGGAAACAAGGCAUUUGGGAGGGUCUCAACAUGAGCACUUGGUUAGAGCCGCUCACUGGUGAAAAUAGGGGAUUCUAUUCAAAUGGGGCUCAUAGUGAAGAUGUUGAACAGCUAGAGAGUUUUGGGGGUAUGGCUGAAGGUGACCGGCAGUCUUCUCUGGUGGAGUGGUUAAAUGGUAUGCUUCCUCAUUUAAGUUUGCCAUUGGAAGCUUCAGAGGAGGAACUGAGAGCAUGCUUGAGUGAUGGCACUGUUUUAUGCAGUGUCUUGAACAAGCUCAGUCCUGGUUUGGUAGAAAUGGGAGGAGGUGGUUCUGAGACCGGACCAAAUGCCAGAACGUUUUUGGAAGCUAUCAAUGAAAUAGGAUUCCCUGGCUUUGAACUAUCUGAUCUAGAGCAGGGAUCUAUGGUGCCAGUUUUGCAGUGCCUUAAUACCCUUAGGGUUCAAUUUAACUCUAAUGUUGGCGGAGAUAACUUCCAAAAUCAUUUGAGAAAAAGGUGGGAUAUGUCAGAGGUAGGCUCUUUAAAGGGAAUCGAUCACUCUGAAAGGUAUGUGCUUUCAUGUGGACAACAUUCAGCUGAAAAUGGAGGAGAAUGGCAAAGAGACUCUGUUGAUGCCAGAUUUCAACAUUCUUUGCAUGGUCCUUCAGAGUCAUCAGAUGCUUUAAUACGUCAUCUUGGAUAUAAAUUGCAUGACAUGUUGCAAUUGAAGCAAGGAUGUUUUCCUGAUUCUUCUGAUGCCAAAAUUGUUGAGAUGAUCAAGUCAAACAAUUUGGAUAAGGUAUCAACUCGAUCACUUUUCAACAUAGUGAAUAAGAUUUUGGAUGAUAACUUGCAAAGAAACAACGGGGAUGUAGUUGAGUUUGUGGCAUGGUUGUUGAGAAAAGUCAUGGAAGUGAUUGAAGAGCGAAGUUCAACUCUAGCAGAAAACUUAAGAACUCAAAAUAAUCUUUAUAAAGUUCGUGAGGAAAAGUAUCAAUCAAGAAUAAGAGUACUUGAGGCCCUUGCAACAGGGACUAGCGAAGAAAUUGAGGUUGUCAUGAAACAACUUCAACAGAUAAAGAUUGAGAAAAACCAAAUAGAAGAUAAAAAGAAGCUUGAAGAGCAGGAAGUGCAGAAGUUAAAGGAGGAGAAGGCUCGUAGUAACAUGGAGAUUUUGACACUAAAAGAAGAACUAGAAAUGGCCAAAAGGACACAUGAAGCUUAUUGUUUGCAAUUAGAAUCAAAUGCUAAGGAAGUUAAAGUUGAGUCGCAGAAAAAGUUAACAGAACUUGAGUGCCUUUUAACUGAUUCGAGGAAGAAAGUAGAAGAACUUGAGGGAUUUUCUGAAUCUAAAUUGCAGAGAUGGAAAAAGAAAGAACAAAUCUAUCAGAGCUCUAUAGAUUAUCAAUUUGGAGCUUUGCAGGAAUUAAGGGCAGCUUUAGAGUCCAUAAAACAUGAAGUGUUGAAGACAAAAAGAAGUUACCCAGAGGAAUUCAAUUACCUGGGAUUUAAGCUUAAAGGACUAGCAGAUGCUGCUGAAAAUUACCACAUGGUUUUAACUGAAAAUCGUAGGUUGUACAAUGAGGUUCAGGACUUGAAAGGAAAUAUUAGAGUUUAUUGUCGCAUAAGACCAUUCCUUCCAGGACAAAGUAAGAAGCAAACCAUUAUUGAAUAUAUUGGUGAAAAUGGUGAACUAGUUAUUGUGAAUCCCUCUAAACAAGGAAAAGACAGCCGUAGAUUGUUUAAGUUUAACAAGGUUUUUGGUCCAACAUCUACUCAAGAGGAGGUAUUUAUGGACACCCAACCGUUAAUCCGGUCUGUCCUUGACGGAUACAAUGUCUGCAUAUUUGCUUAUGGCCAAACAGGCUCGGGAAAGACAUAUACGAUGAGUGGGCCUAGUGUAUCUUCAGAAGAGGACUGGGGGGUCAACUAUCGGGCAUUAAAUGAUCUUUUCCAAAUUUCUAAAAGCAGGAAAAGCUCCAUUGCAUAUGAAGUUGCUGUUCAGAUGGUUGAGAUAUAUAAUGAACAAGUUCGUGAUCUUCUAUCAACCGAUGGCCCUCAAAAAAGACUUGGGAUUUGGAACACCACGCAACCGAAUGGGUUAGCUGUCCCUGAGGCAGGCAUGCACCCUGUUCAGUCAACUGCAGAUGUCUUGGAGUUAAUGAACAUUGGUUUAAUGAAUAGGGCAGUUGGUGCCACAGCCCUGAAUGAAAGGAGUAGCAGAUCCCAUAGCGUUCUCACUGUUCAUGUUCGAGGCAUAGACUUGGAGACUGAUGCUGUUUUGCGUGGCAGUCUACAUUUGGUAGAUCUUGCCGGUAGUGAAAGAGUGGGUCGGUCUGCAGCAACUGGGGAUAGGCUUAGGGAGGCACAACAUAUUAACAAAUCACUAUCAGCUCUUGGAGAUGUAAUUUUUGCUCUAGCACAAAAGAAUCUACAUGUACCUUACAGAAAUAGCAAAUUAACUCAAGUACUUCAGGCUUCUUUAGGCGGUCAAGCAAAAACCCUCAUGUUUGUACAGCUUAAUCCAGAUAUAGAUUCCUACUUUGAAACUAUAAGUACCUUGAAGUUUGCAGAGAGGGUUUCUGGUGUAGAAUUAGGUGCUGCUCAGAGCAACAAAGAGGGAAGAGAUGUCAGAGAACUUAUGGAACAGGUGGCAUCCCUCAAGGACAUAGUUGCAAAGAAAGAUGCUGAGAUUGAGCACUUGCAGCGUCUCAAGGCUAGUGCCAAUGGUACAAAGCGUGGCAUGACCUCAUUUAGGCAUGGGUCUUCUUCUCCAAGAAGACAUUCCGUGGCUAGUGCCAAUGGUACAAAGCGUGGCAUGACCUCAUUUAGGCAUGGGUCUUCUUCUCCAAGAAGACAUUCCGUAGGGACUUCUCGACAAAGGCAAAAUCUGAUAGGAAAAGGUUCGGGGCUUAUGGAGAAAGCAGCUUCAGACUUGGAUAACUGUUCAGAGUACAGCGAUAAGCACUCUGAUGCUGGUUCUCAGCACUCAAUGGAAGGAUUUAGUAGACAUCAGAAGGAAUUGUCUCCUCACUUGAAGCUAUCUGGAGGGGAUGUAGGCCAGUAUUCUAAUGAAGACAUUGAGCUCUUGGGCUUUGGGGAUGCAGAUUCUGAGGAAAGAUUAAGUGAUAUAUCUGAUGGCGGUCUUUCAAUGGGAACAGAAACUGAAGGCUCAAUAUGCAGCGUUGUGGAGUACACUCUUUUCCCUGAAGUUGCAAAACCACCUGAAAACACAUCUCCUGAGUGCAUACCAGCUGAGAACACGCCUGUUCAGAACAAAGGGAAGCCACUGAUGCUUGAACGCAGGCCAAGUUUACCAUCUAAACUUCCAAAGCCUACUCCAAAGCCGGUGCAGGCCAAAUGUUCUUGGCAAUCAUUGACCAGUAGCUCCUCAAAGAUUUCAUCAUCAAGUGCUAGGAAAACUUAUGCUGGCAGCUCCUCUGCUCCAAAGCCCCUCAAACGGUGGCAAUGAGUUUGGUUGGCUGGGGAAGUUGAGAAUUCUUAUGACCUAACUAGCUUGUAUCUAUGAUAUAGGAACCCACUGUAGUUCUGUACUCUUAACUUUACUGUGCUCCUUAGUUUAGAUUAUGCCCUGCUUCCAUUUAUGUCUCGUAUUGGAGAGGCGAUUGAAACCUUCCCACUUUGUAAAAUGUGUAGGUUUAGGAUCAUAGUACAACUUCCUUGCUUUGGAUUUCUCUAUUUUGGCCCUUACUGUUUCA
This is a messenger RNA of Carya illinoinensis, 3959 nucleotides long. Its product is annotated as kinesin-like protein KIN-14J. Bases 293 to 3712 code for a protein of 1139 amino acids. The record is from RefSeq and is a predicted model, not a curated record. Gene Ontology annotation, molecular function: microtubule binding; ATP binding; microtubule motor activity. The transcript is spliced from 22 exons. Lineage: Eukaryota; Viridiplantae; Streptophyta; Magnoliopsida; Fagales; Juglandaceae. Gene Ontology annotation, biological process: microtubule-based movement.